This is a messenger RNA of Centrocercus urophasianus (Greater sage-grouse), 4244 nucleotides long. RefSeq names its product activating transcription factor 7 interacting protein (gene ATF7IP). Gene Ontology annotation, molecular function: protein binding; transcription coregulator activity. The record is from RefSeq and is a predicted model, not a curated record. Bases 137 to 3397 code for a protein of 1086 amino acids. Lineage: Eukaryota; Metazoa; Chordata; Aves; Galliformes; Phasianidae. Gene Ontology annotation, biological process: regulation of DNA-templated transcription. Gene Ontology annotation, cellular component: nucleus; transcription regulator complex. The transcript is spliced from 15 exons.
GCACGUGUUCUGGAAAAAUACCAGUUUAUUUUUUCUUCUUUGAAAAUGGUUCAUGACAACUUGCGUUCAUUUAUGUUGCUAGAGAUGAUUUCAACUGAAAACUGCUUCUUAUGAGCUGCUGUUUAAGAGGGUCAAGAUGGAUAGCACAGAUGAACCUCAGAAAAAAGUCUUCAAAGCACGAAAAACGAUGAGAGCAAGUGAUCGUCAACAACUUGAGGCUGUCUAUAAGGCUAAGGAAGACCUGUUGAAGACAGUUGAAGUUAAACUGUUAAAUGGAAAGUACGAGAACGGCGAUUCUGAUUUAAAUUCUCCUUUAAGCAAUACAGACUGUACGGAGGACAAGAGGGAAGUUAAUGGCCUAGUGGAUUCUAAUGAAGUUAGUGAAAUCAAAAGACCUGAAAGUAGGGCAGAAAUUAUAGUCAGUGACCUAGAACCUAAACCUCUCUCUCCAGAGAAUAUUACUCGUGAACAAGAUAUUGAUAUUGCAUUAGUUUGUGAGGCUGAAAACAGAGUGCUUGGUAGCAAUAAAGUUAACUUCCAUGAAGAAAAUAACAUAAAAGAUCAUUUGGACCAAAGAGAGAGUGACACUUCAUCAGAAGGUGACAGUAAAUCAAACUGUGAUAAUAGCUCCUCAUCUGAAGAGAAAGGAAAAACAAAUGACUUAACUAUUAUUUCUAGUUCACCUGUUGAAGACAAGAAGAAGGCUGGAGAAGUAAUUGUUGAAGAUUCUGUUGGGGAAGAGGCUAUCUCUAGCAGUAUGGAAACUGAUCAGGAAGCGAAAAAUCACGGAGAUGGCACUGCAGGUCUUUCAGAAACCGUAGCUGAGAAGGCAGUAGAUGAGUCAACUGAAAGUAUCGUGGAGAAUACUGACUCUAUGGAAGCAGAUGAAAUUAUUCCAAUUUUGGAAAAACUAGCUCCUGCUGAAGAGGAGAUGAGCUGUUUUUCUAAAAGUUCUUUGCUGCCAGUGGAUGACACAGCCCCAGAUUUAGAAGAGAAGAUGGACAACUGUUUGGGUUCUCCACUGAAGCAGGAAAGCAAUGAAAGUCUGCCAAAAGAGGCUUUCUUAGUGCUGUCUGAUGAAGAGGAUCCUUGCGAUGAGAGGGAGCAUGCUGAAGUGGUACUACCAAACAAGUCAGGUCUUCCAGAAGAGGUGGGAAAAAGUGAGGAAAAGGACAAAGAAAGAGAAGUGGUCCACAAAGAAGAAGAAAAACUCACAGACAGAGGUGAAGUAUCAAGAAGAAAGCGUUCAAAAUCUGAGGACAUGGACAGUGUGCAUUCUAAACGGCGUCGAUAUGUUGGAGAGGAAGAUUAUGAAGCAGAAUUCCAAGUGAAAAUUACAGCCAGAAGAGAUGUUGACCAAAAGUUAGAAAAGGUUAUCCAGAGAGUGUUAGAAGAAAAACUUGCUGCUUUACAGUGUGCUGUAUUUGACAAGACUCUGGCAGACUUGAAAAUGCGGAUAGAGAAAGUAGAAUGUAACAAGAGGCAUAAAACUGUGCUUACUGAACUACAGGCUAAAAUCUCUCGAUUGACAAAACGGUUUGGAGCUGCCAAGGAGGAUAUGAAGAAAAAACAGGAAAAUACACCAAACCCAUCUUUGUCCUCAGGAAAAGCAGCAAGUAGCACUGCGAAUGCAAACAAUCUGACAUACCGAAAUAUUACCACGGUGAGGCAGAUGCUGGAAUCAAAGAGGAAUGUAGGAGAUAGUAAACCAGCAACUCUUCAAGCCCCUGUGAAUGCAGCACCAGCUUCAAGUCUUGCUGCUCCUCAGACACCUGCCAGUGGACAUCCUAAGCCUCAGACUCCUGUGACCUCUAGCCCUUUGACAACAGCAGUUAUUUCGACGGCUAACACGGCUACAGUUGUAGGCACAAGCCAAGUGCCCAGUGGCAGCACUCAGCCAAUGUCUGUUUCAUUGCAGUCUUUGCCUGUAAUCUUGCACGUGCCUGUUGCAGUGUCAUCCCAGCCUCAGCUCCUUCAAGGCCACGCAGGAACUUUGGUCACUAACCAGCAGUCAGGCAGCGUUGAAUUUAUAUCUGUACAGAGCUCAUCUACAGUUGGUAGCCUUACCAAAAAUGCAGUAUCUUUGGCAUCUACUAACACAACUAAACCAAAUAACAGCCUGUCUGUGUCCAGUCCUAGUGUUCAGAGAAACUCUCCAGCCAGUGCUGGGUCUGUACGGACAACAUUAGCUGUACAAGCAGUCUCAACUACACAUCCUGUUGCACAAACCACAAGGACUUCUUUGCCCACAGUGGGUACUUCAGGACUUAAUAAUUCUACCAGCAAUCGAGGUCCCAUACAUAUGAAGAUUCCCCUCUCCGCAUUUAAUAGUACCGCUCCUGCCGAACCAUCUACCGUUACAGCGCCCAGAGUUGAAAACCAGACAAGCAGGCCACCAGCAGAUUCUUCAGCGAACAAGAGAACAGCUGAGGGAACAACACAGAGCGGGAAGGUCACAGGAAGCGAUUCAGAAGGUGUCAUUGACCUUACACUGGAUGAUGAGGAUGAUGUCUCUUCUCAAGCAGAGGCCAAGAAGCAGAAUCAGACACCUCCUACAGCACAGAGCAUCCCUGCCCAGCCUUUGUCUCGCCCCCUACCACCUUUGCAGCCAAACCCUCUGCAGCAAACAGGCGUGCCAACAAGUGGGCCUUCCCAGACCACUAUACAUGUAUUACCUACAGCUCCGACAACAGUGAAUGUAACUCAUCGACCAGUGACUCAAACAGCUGCAAAACUUCCUAUACCACGAACCCCAACUAACCAUCAGGUGGUCUAUACCACUAUUCCCGCACCACCAGCUCAGAAUUCUGUAAGAGGAGCUGUCAUGCCAAGUCCAAGUUUAAGGCCAGUCAACCCACAGGCUGGAGGCAUGACAGUACGAAUGCCUCAAACAACUGCAUAUGUUGUGAACAAUGGACUCACUCUCGGAUCUGGAGCACCUCAGCUUACAGUGCAUCAUCGACCACCACAAGUGCAUGCAGAGCCACCACGCCCUGUACAUCCUGCCCCGCUCCCAGAGGCACCACAGCCACCACGCCUGCCCCCUGAAGCUGCCAACACUUCUCUGCCUCAAAAACCACAGCUGAAGCUGGCACGGGUACAGAGCCAGAACGGUAUUGUGCUGUCUUGGAGUGUCGUAGAAGUGGACCGGAGUUGUGCCAGUGUGGACAGUUACCAUCUCUACGCAUACCACGAGGACCCGAGUGCUACUAUGCCUUCCCAGUGGAAGAAGAUAGGGGAGGUGAAGGCCCUUCCACUACCUAUGGCAUGCACUCUUACUCAGUUUGUGUCUGGCAGCAAAUACUACUUCGCAGUCCGAGCUAAGGACAUUUAUGGCCGCUUCGGACCAUUCUGUGACCCCCAGUCUACAGAUGUGAUCUCCUCCCAGAGCAGUUAAACUGGAGUUCUUUGGAGCCUUUAAACGCAUCCUACUUCAAAGGGUUACCCUGGUUUUGAGCGGGUUGAUCCCAUGCAUGAAGUUCACUUUUAAAUCCACUCUCUGCAGGAUUAAUUUAGACAGCUGUGCGAUACACUACAUACAUUCAGAACCAAAAGAAAAAUAAAGUCUCACUUCCAGCAAGAGAACCUGUUUUUCUGGAUAGGUCAAGUCAUGGGCCAUUCAAAAAUUUCAUUUUCCUUCUCAUGGCAGCUGUUCCACCUAGACAUCUACCUACUCUUUAUUCAAGGGCACGUUGGAUGCCUGGGAUUCUGCUUCAGAGUGGGAGCAAAAAUAAAAAUUGCAGUUUUUUUCUGAAGCUGAACUACAUCUGUAGUGCCUAUUAGGGCACUAACAUGAAGGGAAGAACAGAUUUGCCUCUUGUACCUAGCUCUCUCUGAGCAGGCUGUGAUACGAAAGGUGAAUCAAGGUCUUGUGUGCUGGAAGAUUGAGUGAUCUGUUCUUAAAUUACCAACAGUAAUCAGCUGUCUGAGGAGAGGGAAGGGAACUUUAGUCUGGCCAAGGAACCAAUGCCUGUGAAUUUGGAGGUGGUGUAGUGGGGAAAAGAAAUAAAUCACCCCACUACUUCCUACCUCUCCUAAAUAAGAGCUCUCCUCUACUGUCACCGUCCACCUCCAUUCACACUUGGAGCAUUCCUAGGACAGAUCUGAAACUGGAUUAUAGAAAUCACAUUCACCCCUCUCUAGCUCAAAUAAUUUUUCUGCCUUUCCCCUUAUACAUCCAGCCCUGAUUUUUAGAUUUAUUUUGUGCCUUAAACAGUAAUUUCAGAAAUAAAUGUAGCCAGAUA